This is a messenger RNA of Lecanosticta acicola, 727 nucleotides long. The record is from the annotation of a GenBank genome assembly. Lineage: Eukaryota; Fungi; Ascomycota; Dothideomycetes; Mycosphaerellales; Mycosphaerellaceae.
AUGAAUGUCCAGCAAGAGCGGGCGCCGCCGUCAGCUAUAGCAAUCGCGAUCGGUUUCAGCGUCAUCACCGGCAUCACCGGCUACUACCUCGGCCAGGCGCAGUCCAUAGGUGUUUUCGGCCGAUCGGCCAGCUCCAAACAUUCAUCAGGAGCACGCGCCGACGCUGAUGACGACCCCGACGACAGCGAUGCCCUCUCCGAAGAUGAGGGUCCCAGUUUGGGAGAACUGAAACACUUCCGAGACGUCACGGAGGAAUGCAAGCUGGUUCUCGUCGUCAGGACCGAUCUUGGCAUGGGCAAAGGUCAGUACCACUCUCAAACUCUCCCGCGCACUACUGCAUUGCCUGUGCUACACCUGUGUCUUUCAGGCUUAUCGUACACCCCUACUACUGCUCAACUGUAAACUGAUACCGCUUCCAGGCAAAAUAGCCGCACAAUGUUCACAUGCCACGCUCGCUUGCUACAAGGCAAUGCUCCGCGCAGAUCCAGCUCACCCUCUCCUCCGCCGAUGGGAGAAACUCGGCCAAGCCAAGGUCGCUCUGAAGGUCAGCAGCGAGGACAACAUGCUCUUAUUGCAAGCCCAAGCCGUCAGUCUUGGCUUGUGUGCGCAGGUCAUCCAUGACGCUGGACGAACGCAGAUUGCCAGCGGAUCGGCCACUGUACUAGGCAUCGGGCCAGCUCCCAAGAGCAGGAUCGAUGAAGUGACGGGUCAUCUCUCGCUGCUAUGA